AUCGUGUCCUUCUGCACGUGUUUCUUGGCGCAUUCGGGUAACCGGUGAGGAAGGAGAGGAGACUUGAGAUUACAUUAGAUCAGAUCAGAAGGGAAAAGAAACACAAUCAUGCUGAAAUCACUAACACGCGCUGUAAGCAUGGCGGCUCGCCUAACCAGCAAGGCCCCGAGUGCGCCUGUGUGCCGCGGCGCUGAGCAGCUCGUCAGACCCGCGCUCUGCGCUCCGAGCUCGGCCACGACCCGACCGUUCACCCGCUCGAUAUGGAUGAUGUGCAGCAGCAACGGCGCGGCGUCCGACCGCAGAGGCAAACUGCUCACUUCCAAACACACCCUGCCGUCCUGCGGUUGUGGAGGCCUCCACACAGAAGGUGAUAAAGCUUUUGUAGAUUUUCUCUUUGACGAAAUAAAGGAGGAGAAGAAGAUACAGAAAAGCAAGACGCUCCCCAAGAUGUCCGGAGGAUGGGAGCUUGAACUGAAUGGCACUGAAGCCAAACUUACUCGCUUCGUCUCUGGAGAUAAAGUGACUGUCACAUUCAACGUUAACAACAGCAUUCCCCCAAACAUGGAGGAAGAGCCAGAGCAAGGCCAGAAGGCUGAGGAAAACGAGCCCGACAUCGUCUCCACACCCAACUUUGUCAUUGAGGUGACUAAACAGGGGGCGAAGAAUUCCCUGGUGUUCGACUGCCAUUUUCCUGAAGACGAGAUCGGGCACGGCGAAGGAGAGGAGGAGAGCGAUAUCUUCACCAUCCGUGAAGUCAGUUUCCAGCCUGAGGGAGAGGAGGACUGGAAGGAGACGAGCUACACUCUUAACACAGACUCUCUGGACUGGGCUCUUUAUGACCAUUUAAUGGACUUCUUGGCUGAUCGAGGUGUGGACAACACCUUCGCAGAUGAGCUGGUUGAGCUGAGCACAGCACUGGAGCAUCAGGAAUACAUCAAGUUUCUGGAAGACCUCAACGGUUUCAUCAAAUGCCAAUGAUCAGAUUGUGUCCAGCUAAUAGGGAAUACUAAUACUCAGAAAUAAUAAAGACCCAGUGCAAACCUUU
Molecule: messenger RNA, 1045 nt
Organism: Clarias gariepinus (North African catfish)
Lineage: Eukaryota; Metazoa; Chordata; Actinopteri; Siluriformes; Clariidae
Gene: c1qbp
Product: complement component 1, q subcomponent binding protein
Exons: 6
Coding region: 109-978 (289 amino acids)
Biological process (GO): cytosolic ribosome assembly
Cellular component (GO): mitochondrial matrix
Source: RefSeq, a predicted model, not a curated record